Haliotis rufescens (red abalone) is the source of this 4808-nucleotide messenger RNA. RefSeq names its product polypeptide N-acetylgalactosaminyltransferase 13-like. The record is from RefSeq and is a predicted model, not a curated record. The coding region runs from base 271 to 2190 and encodes 639 amino acids. Lineage: Eukaryota; Metazoa; Mollusca; Gastropoda; Lepetellida; Haliotidae. The transcript has 12 exons. Gene Ontology annotation, cellular component: Golgi apparatus.
UGUUCAACACGUACACACGUAACACUACAACUGGGCUGAUGCCAGAUGUGCAGGAUUUAAUUGACUUCACAAACCACCGUUACUGAUGUUUUAUGACAAACCGAAGACCUGAAAGCAUAACAUUGAAGUUUGCAUUGAAACUACAUAAGUUAUUGCGACAGCGACAUAGUGUAUGGAAAAGGAUGCGAACGAAUAUCAGGUUAGAUUCCGUGUAGACUGAAUAUAUACCCAGGUCCCUGGUUUAAAAAGACAAGAAGAGAACAACUAAACAUGAGAAAAUACUUCCGAUUAAUCGGUCGCUUUUUCUUAAUAGCCUUAGGCAUCACAACGUAUUCGCUAAUUUCAGGAGUCGUUGAUCAAGGGUUGUAUCACAGCUCAGUCAGUGAGAGUGAUGAUAAGGGCUUAACGAAAAGGAAAGGUGAUCAAUUCCCUCGAGAAAACGUGCGAUGGAAAGAUUUAAACGUAGCCGAGAUGAAUCAACCAGAAAGUGCCGGAAAUUUGAAUGACACGAAAGAUAAGAUUCGGCAACAACUCGACCACAUUCACCUACUGAACAAAUUGAAGGAAUUUGAAAAAGGUGACAAGAUAAAGGGUGAGCCCCCAAGUGACGUGAAACGCGUUCCGGGAGUCGUUCAGGUGUCAAAAAACAAGGAAGUAAAUAUGGAAGUUGCGGACUUACCAUAUCCAUCGUUUGUGAAAUACAGUCCCGAGAAUGGCCCGGGAGAAUAUGGCGUGUCUUACAUUCCUGAACUUAACGCCACAGAGAAGAAAGUAAUGGACAAAAUGUUCCGUCUACAUUACUUCAACGUCUACGUCAGUGACAGAAUAUCCGUGCACAGGCGCCUGUUGGACACGAGGUCACAAGAAUGCAAGGAUAAAAUAUUCCGCACUGACCUGCCAAUGGCAAGCGUCAUAAUUUGCUUCAAAGACGAGGCAUGGUCGGUCUUACUUCGGACAGUACAUAGUAUCCUGGACAGAUCGCCAUCUCAUCUGCUGCAGGAGAUAAUCCUGGUCGAUGACUUCUCUUCAUCUGAUCAUUUGAAAGGACCCCUGGACAGGUAUAUGUCGGAUUAUCCCCUGGUGAAGAUUCUGAGGACAACAAAACGAGAGGGUUUGACUCGAGCUCGACUGAUGGGGUAUGAGGUCGCCCAGGGUCCAGUCCUUGUCUUCCUGGACUCGCAUGUGGAGUGUUUCCCAGGCUGGCUGGAACCUCUGUUGGAUCGUAUUGCCGAGAACCCGACGAACGUUCCUUUCCCGCAUAUUCCCUACAUUGAUAAGGACCACUUUGGCAGUUUCGCCUCCAUGGACAACCAAGUAGGGAUAUUCAAUUGGCAGAAUCUUAUAUACACCUGGAUCUUCAACCCAGAGAAAGUGGAGAAACUGCGCAAGUCCACCGCUGAUCCCCUAAGGUCAGCAACAAUGCCAGGAGGCCUGUUUGCCAUUGACAGGAACUACUUUACGACACUUGGCACUUAUGACCCUGAGCUCUUGUACUGGGGAGGUGAAAACAUGGAAUUAUCGUUCAAGGUCUGGAUGUGUAAUGGAACUAUCGAACUCAUUCCAUGUUCCCAAGUCGGACAUAUCUUCCGUCACCAGAACCCCAUCAAAUGGCGCCAUACGGGCAACAACGUUGUCAACAGAAACUGCAUGAGAGUUGCAGAGGUGUGGAUGGACGACUACAAGGAAUUCGUAUACGAUGCCUCCUUUCCACGAGCAGAUUUUGGAGACAUAUCGGACAGAAAGCGAUUGAGGGAGAGUUUACGUUGUCACGACUUCCGGUGGUAUAUGAAGAAUGUAUUCCCGUUUCCGGAGCCUGUGAAAUCCAUAGCAGCUGGAGAAAUACGUAACGUGGCGAAACCUAUUUGCCUGGACAGCAUGGGCACAACAAUGAAACCGGGCGUCUUUGGCUGCCACGGCCAGGGUCAAAACCAGUGGUGGCAGGUGAGGGAGGAUGGGACUAUGGGGUCAGCUAUGCAGAACAUGUGCCAUGUGGAUGGUACUCUCGUGUUGAAGGAAGGGUGCCCAGAACAGUCGUGGUCUUACGACAAGAAGAAUCAAACCCUGCUGCACAGCCCCUCUAACAUGUGUUUACAAGUGACCGUGAAUCUCAAACUGACGCUCGACAGAUGUUCGGGAACGUCAUGGCAAAAAUGGAUAGUGCCAUUGAAGGAUAAACAAUCAAAGCAUUAAGGCGAUGGUUCGUGUCACCUUGGACGCUGUGGAUAGUGUAUCACGGUAAACUCUGGAUAGUGUCUCAUGGUAAACUGUGGAUGGUGUCUCAUGGUAAACUGUUGAUAGUGUCUCAUGGUAAACUGUGGAUAGUGUCUCAUGGUAAACUGUGGAUAGUGUCUCAAGGUAAACUGUUGAAAGUGCAUCAUGGAAAACUGUGGAUAGUGUCUCAUGGUGAACUGCCAUAUGUGAUAUGAGAACUAUGUUUAUCAAAUGAUGUCACAUUGAAGUCUGCUGAUGAAGACCUUAUUGCCAUCCAAGGAGGUCUCCAGGUGUUUGUCAUGGUAAAUACAGGUGACUGGAGGUGCAGGUUUAACAUAACAUGUGUAGGCAUGAAAAAUAAAUUAAGCCAGACAUCUGCCACGCAUUGGAAUAGUCGUUAUCCAGGAAACAUUGGACGUCUCUCCCAUGAACUUGACCUUCUCAUGUUACGUGUAUGGUUCCAGCUAUCCGUUCCGCGAAGAAUUGAUGUUACCAUUGCAUAUUACUCUGAUUGGUCUGAUCUCGAUCACGUGACAGUCAUUUGAAAUCCGAUACAUUGUUUUGAUCGUUCAUACUCUCCAGUAGUUGCGCAGGAAAUGGACGCUAGAACAUUUGCUGGUGGUACCUAGAGACUUCAGUUACCUUCAUGUCACCACACAAUGAACGUAAUCAGUUAUAAUACUAUCGCUUGUUUCGCAGCUAUAUGCCUAUAUCUGUACAGUUUGCAUAUUACUGCAAUAAAGACAAGUAUAUAUUCCGUCUUUAGGGUAGAGUAGUUACUAUUUGAUUGAAAUCAUGAAAUAAGCAAAUAGACAACACUUAUUGAGAGAUAUAAUAAACUGGCACCCACGAAGACACCGAAGAAAAUGCGUUAUAUUGUCAGUUGCAGACAUAGAUAUGGCUGAGAUAAAGGUCAGUCUGCAAGGAUGGGAUUGAUAUGGCCACGGGCAGUAGUGCCCACCAUUGGCCUCAACACACCCUGCACACGACGUCUUGGAGAGUUAGUUAGAUUUGGAUAACGUCCCUCAGUAUUUGGCGCCAAACUUCUCCGACUGGCACAUCUGUUUGCAGGAGGGUUUGGUCUUGUUCUAAUCUGACAAUCAAGAGCGAGCCGACCGAUGCAUAACGUUAACGUUGUUGACCUGCGAAAGUGACGGACAGUACGUGCCUUAUGUGGUCUUGCGUAGUGAUGUUGAAACAAGACCUAGUUGUUCUGAUGUUGGAAGGGAUGUACAACUGGGCGCCAUACAUCAUAGCGUUAACGUAGGGAUAUGGGAUUAUCUUUCAACACAGCAAGGUUCUUCUUUCCUGACUACAAUCCCUGGUCCAUAUCAUUACGGUGCCACCUCCAUAUGAUACGCAAAACCCUCGGUUCCAAAUAAAAAUAAGUGAUAUCUACUCUACAGUGGGACUACAUCAAAUUUCAAAACACAGUAGGUUCUUUUCCUAAUUAUUCUAGUUUUGGAUAUAUAUCUGGUCGAUCAGUCGACAUAGAUACCGUGGGAACAAAAUUCGAAUCGGCUUUGGUGUGGCACGUUUGUACAGGUCACUUGUUAAUGUCAAAACGGUUCUACUUCAAAAAGGCCCGAGGUCCAGGAUCAGGAUGGACACGAUGUCCUAUAGACCGAGACUUCUGCAUGAACAUGACGGCUAUAAAGCAUAUUUAAAACCACUCUUAAACUUUACAAGAUCAUCAUAAAUCCCUCUAUUGUGAACAAAAUAUGAAAUGUGAAACAAAACUCUUUGGUUAGAUAUGUUCAAUUAAAUGGGUUAAAAUGUUGUGAGUUAUAAAUGUAAUUGAUUAAAUCAACAUAUUUACACCACACAAAACGUGUGUCAUGACUUUUUAAAGACAGACAUUAUUUUUGCAGACAUCUUCUAAAACACGUAGAACAGGGACUAACAUAGGGUUUCAAAAAGACAAUUGGGAAAUAAACAUAUAAUUUAUUCCAAACAUGCACAAUUAAACAUUACAGCCUGUUUCUGUAAGCAGUUAUCUAUGCAAAGCAAUUACAAUAGUAAUAACUAUCAUUAAAUGACAAUAUUUAAAUUUGAAAUUGGGAUUCUUUUUAUUAAGACCUCGAAAUUCAGCCUAUGAACCUGUCUAGAUAUAUCCCUGUACUGGCAUUUUAUAUAUCUGGAAACUACCAGUGAAUUAGAUGCUAGUAUUGAUUUCAUUGACAAUAACUGGUCACCUGUAAUAAAUAAUUUCUCAAAACAUUAUUCUCCUGUUUCUGCCAUUACUUUAUAUUUAACAAAAUAUAUCAUUCUCUGACUUGCCUUACUUAUUCAACCUGAAUAUCCGUUAAUGAUUUAUUCUCAGAACACAUCAGGAUUCCUGUGCAUUUGUGCUAUGCAUUGACAAACAAAACCUUUGUUCAACUGGAUACCAUAACAUCAAUCUUUUCCGUCAUAUGUCAACGGGAACGGGUGAUCUCAGGAUGUUUUCUUUAAGAAGAAAUAGUAAUCUCAUUUGGGUCUUAAACCUUGUACAAUAGAUUACACAUGAAAAGAAAAGAAACAUCCUUUUGUUAUUUCUCCCCAAUAGAUAUACAAUUGCAGAAACAAUAGAAUUGAAUGUCCAGUUAGUGGUAAUA